AUGAACGCAGCCGCCCGCGCUCCCGCCACCAGCGUGAGUGCCGAUUGCUGCAUCCCGGCAGGUCUGCGCCUCGGGCCGGUGCCCGGAACCUUCAGGCUGGGCAAGUACCUGUCAGACCGCAGGGAACCCGGGCCCAAGAAAAAGGUGCGCAUGGUGAGAGGGGAGCUGGUGGACGAGUCGGGGGGCUCCCCUCUGGAGUGGAUAGGGUUAAUCCGGGCAGCCAGGAACCCCCAGGAACAGACUCUGGAAGCUAUUGCAGACUUACCCGGAGGACAGAUCUUCUACCGAGCGCUGCGAGAUGUCCAGCCAGGGGAAGAGCUGACCGUGUGGUACUCCAACUCCUUGGCUCAGUGGUUUGACAUCCCCACAAUUGCAACUCCGACGCACGAUGAGAAAGGGGAGGAGCGCUACAUUUGCUGGUACUGCUGGAGGACGUUUAGAUACCCCAACAGCCUUAAGGCGCACCUACGUUUCCACUGCGUGCUCAGUAGCGGCGCGGGCCGCGCCUACUUGCACCAAGAGCACGCGUCUCGCCAAGGCCCUGCCGCUGUCGCGGAUGGCCUUGGCUUUUCUCCGAAACCGCAGGUGUCGGACUUCGCCGCGGCCACCCCGGCAGGCACACUACGGCACCACCUGCAGGCCCCACUGCCUGUCCAGGCUUGCGGAGCGAGGGAGAACAUCAAGCGCGAGGCCUCCUCUGCGCCCUCGGCCUCCUCGCCGCCCCCCGCCAAGUGGGGCCUGUCCAAGAAGAGCAAGGAACAGCUUGACCGCGCCCUGGACGUGAGCGGGGCCGCCCGGGGGAACAGCCACUUUCUGGGCAUCGUGGGUGGCUCUCCAGCGGGGGGCGGCGGCCUGGCCUUAUACCCCGGCGUGCGCUCGGCUUUCAGGCCAGCGGGUUUGGCCAGGACAGUGGCGACAGCCUACCGGGAGGAGGGCGGUGGCAAAUCGGGGUCCGGCUUGCUGGGUGGGGGUCGGGCGGGAGGGCGCCCCGGAAGCAGGGAGAACCCGGCGGCGGGCGGCGCGGGCCAACACCAGCACCAUCACGCUCACCAUCACCACCACCACCAUCCGAAGUGCCUGCUCGCGGGGAAUCCGCCUCUGCCUCCUCCGCCUGGUUUGCCUUGCUCCGGGGCCCUGAGAGGCUUCCCUCUGUUCCCUGGCCCCCCGGAAGAGGCGUCCGCCUUCAAGCACGUGGAGCGCGCCCCGCCCGCUGCUGCCGCGCAGCCUGGAGCGCGUUUCGCUCCGCUGCCCCCGGCGACUGGCCUCCACCUCGAGCGCUGCGCGCUGCCGGGCCUCGACGCGAGCGGGCUCAAAACCUACCCCGGUAGCGAGUGCAGCCACUUGCCCGCCGUGAUGCCGGCCUUUACUGUCUACAACGGGGAGCUACUGUAUGGCUCACCGGCCGCCGCUGCCGCUUAUUACCCGCUCAAACUGCACUUCGGUGGGCUACUCAAGUAUCCGGAGUCCAUCUCUUACUUCAGUGGGCCCGCGGCGGCGGCGGCCACGCUGAGCCCCGCGGAGCUAGGUUCCCUUGCUAGCAUCGAUCGGGAGAUUGCCAUGCACACGCAGCAGCUCUCCGAGAUGGCGGCUGGAAAAGGCCGUGGCCGCCUGGAUGCAGGGACACUGACAUCCACCGUCGUGGCGUCGGGUGGCGCGGGGAGUGGCAGCAGCGGGGGCGGAGGCGCGGGCAAGCCCAAGACAGGCCACCUGUGCCUCUACUGCGGCAAGCUGUACUCACGCAAGUACGGGCUCAAGAUCCACAUGCGGACGCACACGGGCUACAAGCCGCUCAAGUGCAAAGUGUGCCUGAGGCCCUUUGGAGACCCCAGCAAUCUCAACAAGCACAUCCGGCUGCACGCAGAGGGCAACACGCCCUACCGCUGCGAGUUCUGCGGCAAAGUGCUGGUGCGGCGCCGUGACCUGGAGCGCCACGUCAAGUCCCGCCACCCAGGUCAGAACCUGCUCGCCAAGACGUGCAACGGUCCCGGCGCAGAGCCUGACUUUCCCCCGGAGUCCGAGGAGCCCAAGAGCGACAACGACAGCGACGUGGACGUCUGCUUCACGGACGACCAGAGUGACCCUGAAGCCGGGGGUGGUGGCGGCGAGCGUGUCUCUUAA
Pteronotus mesoamericanus is the source of this 2118-nucleotide messenger RNA. It is a transcript of the gene PRDM13, whose product is annotated as PR/SET domain 13. The record is from RefSeq and is a predicted model, not a curated record. The transcript is spliced from 4 exons. Gene Ontology annotation, biological process: regulation of transcription by RNA polymerase II. The coding region runs from base 1 to 2118 and encodes 705 amino acids. NCBI's taxonomy places the organism in Eukaryota, Metazoa, Chordata, Mammalia, Chiroptera, Mormoopidae. Gene Ontology annotation, molecular function: protein binding; DNA-binding transcription factor activity, RNA polymerase II-specific. Gene Ontology annotation, cellular component: nucleus.